AUUAACUAUUUGGAAAUUUAUUUAUUUAGUUAAUUUAUCUCAAAUUGUUAUAAUCAUAUCUAUUUAUAAUUACAAUAUUCGUAUAUAAUAAAUCGUCAUAAAUUACAAUUAAUAUAACUACUGUAUUAUUUUGAUUGAAAUGUAAUAAGUAAUUGGUACACCUCGUGUCAAGUACAAUUUUGGUUGUCAUCCCUGAUCAUAAUAUUCUUUUUAAUCACUGAAGAAUAGAUAAUUGUGGAUCACGACAAGUGGACUUUAAUGUCAAUGUAUCAUUGUAGUGAUAAGUUGGUGCAGAAUAAUUUCCUUAUUUAAAAAGCAUGUUAAGGUCGAAAUGGCAUAUAAUUCGACUUAUCGUAUUCGUCCUGGCACAGUUGGCUUAUUGAAUAUGUAUUUUUUUUUAUCGUAGUGGCUUUGUACAGGUGGGCGAUUAACGCAUUAAGUUAGACAUUUUUGACAAGCACUUUGUUAAUUGUGUUUUCAAACAUUGCACGCUUAUUGUGUGCAAGAAACGAUCGUUAAUGUGCUAUACGGAAAAUAUGAAUGAGCAUUAAAUGGUUUCCAAUUUUUGAAGUGUAUAAAUUUUUCUUAAAAAUGAGUUGGUUACGAAAUAGUCCAUUGAGGACAAGUUUUACCAAACAACGAUCUAGAGAUUCACCACCAAAAGAUGCCGAUCCAUCAGCAUGCUAUGAUAGUUUUUGCAAGCAUUGGCAACAAGCUUAUGAAAUUAUUUUACAUACUAUUCCACCAAAGGGAAUACCUAGUCAAGAUGAUGUUCUUGGUGUUGUUAAUCAUAUUGACCAGAUGGUAACUCUUUUAGUAUUAGAACUUAGAGAGUCUACGUCUUCCAAGCAUUAUCGUCAAAAUUCUAGUGCGACACACUCUCCGUGUCUAGAGUACUUAUUAAGUGAGAAUUUGCUUGUAAAAUUAUAUGAAUGGAGUGUACAUACUGGAAGAUUUAAUAAUGCUGUUCGCUUAGAACAACUUAAACUUUAUGAAUUAUUAGUAUCAUACAGUGGCACAUUGCUUGCACAUGAGCCAGUAACAAGGCCAUUGUUAAGAUUAUUAGAAGAAUGUGCUAAUGAUAUUAUGCCUUUGGAAGUAGAAAAAAAAUUAGUUGUCCUAUUAAACCAAUUAUGUGUAGCUUUAAUGCAAAAUAUGGCUUUAUUGGAUUUAUUUUUUCAUUCAACAUCAACUGGAAAAAAUAAAUUUAUUAUUUUUACGUUAUUGAUACCUCACGUUCAUAGGGAAGGAGGUAUUGGACAACAAUCUCGAGAUGCAAUGCUACUAUGUAUGUCUCUUUCCAAGAAAAAUGAUGAAAUUGGAUUAUAUAUUGCUGAUCAAUCCAACAUUUGUCCGGUAUUAGCUACAGGUUUGAGUGGUCUUUAUUCUUUAUUACCUCGAAAACUUAAUAUUGAAACAGAUGAUUGGCAUCGUUUAACACCUGAUGAUGUUAAUGAUAUACCAGCACUUAUACAACUUAUGAAUUCUUUGGAGUUUUGUAAUGCUGUUGCACAAAUUGCUCAUCCCAUGGUUCAAAAACAAUUACUUGAAUUUUUAUAUCAUGGAUUUCUGGUACCUGUAAUGGGACCUGCUUUAUUACAGGAUUCUCUUGGCUUGACUCUAGAACAGCUAGAUGCACCAGAGCACCGGACAACUGUGGAUGAAUUAGUAGCAGCUACAGCUUACUUUGAUUUGUUUCUUCGAUCCGUAACAGAACCAGGUCUAUUGAGAUCAUUAGUUAGAUUUUUACUUGAAGAUAACUAUGACGAAUGUAGGAUAUUGGAUAGUCUUAUACAAAGAAUAUCUUCUAGAUCAAGGUUAUGUAUUGUAACUUUGGGAUUGUUUGAAACCUUGAUUAACUUAAACUGCGAGGAUGUAAUGUUGGAACUAUGUUUAGGAGCAUUGAGCCCUUGUUCUCAUGUAAUGUUAUCUCAGCGCCGAAGAUUGAAAGAUAUAGAUCCUUUCGGACGUGGUGCCGAAAAAUUUUUAGCUUUAAUACCAAGCUGUUGUUCUCCAUUUUCUCCUUUGGCAACAUCACCUACUUCAUUACCAAGCACUUUGUCUGUUUCUCGUGAAGAAUCUUUAAAUAACACAUCUGAUGCAUUAAAAUCAUUACCAUUGUCAAUAAAUUAUGGUACCAGAAUAUCAGACAGUCUAUAUGGAAAUUAUCAUGCUUAUCUUUGUGAUGCUAGACAAAAGAUAACAGCUUGUAGGAUAGCAUGUUGUAACUGGUCAUCUCGUUACGAUGGAGAGAUAUCUAAAGAUAGCAAUACUGGAAGUGCAGUUACUUUAACAGAUGAAAAUACAUUACUUGAUCAAUCAACAAAAAAAAUAGAAAAAAAUGUGGUACAGUCUUCAGAAACACAUUCAACUACUACGAUUGAUACAAAAGAAAAUAUUUUUACAGAUAAUAUAUUAGCUAAUAUUCAAAAUUUAUUAGAAAAUAAAGAAUUAACAAAAAAAACAUUCAAUACGGAUUUGCCAGUAACAUCAGAUGUAGUAUUAUCACUUGAGGAACAAGCUAAAUUAGAUGCUGAUAUUGCUGAAUUAUUAAAUGAAAAUAUAGGUUCUUCAGAACCUGUUGUUGAAACAUUAUUAACAGGAAAUAAAAAAGGUUCUGAUAGUGGUAUUGAUGAUUCAAAUACAGCUAUGAAUUCUUUGUUAUCAUUAGGAGAAAGUAGUGGUUAUGAAAGUUUUGCAUUUAAAGGAUCAUCAGAAUCAACACUAGAAAAUGAGCCAAAUGCAAAUCAAAUAAAUGAACAUGAAGAAAUAAAUGUAGAAUGCAACCAUGAGCCUAAUGUACUUUUCCAUGAUAUUGUAGAAUCUAAUUCUCUAAUAUCAGAAGAAUUAAUGAUAAGUAAACAAAGCAAAGAUACCGCAUGUCGUCAAGACAUAUUUAAUGGACAACCAAAUGUUGGUAUAUUUUUGGAUGUUAUUUUAAGAAAAUUGGAAUGUAUGACAAGCAAUAAUCUAUAUGUCAAUUUACAUUUAACUGGUCUUAUAAGUAGAUUAGCAAUUUAUCCACAACCAUUGUUGCAAUCAUUUUUAUUGAAUCAUUCAUUGGUGUUCCAGCCUAGUAUUAGAUCAUUAUUUCAGGUACUUGCAUCUUUAAAGCGUAAAAUAGACCAAUAUUUAUUCAAACACGAUAAUGUCGACCUAUUAGUAGACCAAGCUAGAUCAUUUUUAAUUGGUCGCGAAGAUAGAUUAGUAAAUGCACGCAAAAAUGCAUUAGAAGCUACUGCACAAUUUGCAUGCAGUAAGAGGAAUUCCUUAACAAGCGACUCAUUUUUAAGAGGUGAACCUAAAAGGAGAAGCUUAACAUCGUCCUUUACACAAAUGUUCAGAAGAGCAAGCAAUACAUCUGGCUCAGUUAGUUUAACAAAUUCUAUCAGUCAACCAUCUAGUAUAUCAGAGAAUCAAUUAGAAUCUGUAGGAUUUGGGACAGGUUACCGGUAUUAUAUCAGAUCAUCGUGGGAGUCUCCAAGUGAAAUAACUUCAGUACAAAAUAUAGUAUUAUGUGCAGUUGUAUUAGAUGAAUGGUUGAAAGAAUUGGCAGCUAUUACUCAAGAACAUGCCAUCAUGUCAUUUACAAAUGGUUUAGAACAUAAAACAUAAUACAAGAAUCUGUAAUGAUAGAAUUGCUAAAUUAAUCUAAAGGGUGCAUAGGUACUAGUAAAAGAUAAAAUAGCUUUAUGAAAGUGUUCAUUUUCUUUUGGCAGGGUUGUUAGAAUUAGUUACAAAUUAUAAGAUGUAUUACAUUUUUAAAAAGUUGUAAUAAUUUUAAUCUGUAUAAGAUUUUUAUUAUAUACACUAUUAUUAUGCUUUUUUAUCACUUUGAACCAUAGCAUCAUAUUUGAAGGCAAAUUACUUUAACUUUUCUCUUAAUAAUUAGAAUUUAAUUAUUAAUUAUUUUCACAAUUGAUUAGAUUUCAUUUAUAAGUUAUAUAUACGUAUAUAUGUUACUUAUAUAUGUAUAUUAUAAAUUUGUAUUAUAAACAUAAAAUUACCUGAGGCAUUCUUAUAGUAUAUAUUCUACAAGUCGUAAACACAAAAAUCUAUGAAAAUAUUGAGAAAGAGAGAGAGACGAGAGUAUUUAUUAUUUUUAUUUUAUUCAGUGUUUUUAUUUAUCAAAUAAAAUAAAAUAAUGUACAGUUUUAUCAAAAUAACGUUGGGGCAAGUAAGCAUCAAUUCUUAAUAAAGUUUAAGCUCGAACAUCAUGCUUUACAACAUUCAAUAUAAUUUAUAUCAGAGGAUUUCUUAAUGAAUUACAAAGCUCAAAAUGAUUCUUAAAGAAAAUGUAUAUUUUUUAUUUUUUAGUGGAAUUUUCUAUUUCAUACAAAUUUAAAAUAUAUAGUGGCUAUUCUUUAUGAAAAAUGUAAAUAAGUAAUAUCUAUUUUUUAUGACAUAUAUAUGAUUUUAUUGUUAUUUAAUAUAUACUAAUAUUUUGAUGUUUCUUGUUAAUGAUACGUACUUAUAUUAAUUGAAAUAAGUUUUACAUAUUACUUACAUUUUUAAAGCAAAAUAUAAAUACUCUUAUAGCUUUUUUAUGUAAUAUACUACUAACAUAUAAAUAUUAUUAAGAUAACAUAUAUUUUAAACGUUUCAGAACUGUAAGAGUUAUUUGGCUUGUUUUACGAUUAUAAUUUUAUUUAGGAGUGUUAAUAUUGUCAAAUAUAUCAAAAUGUCACUUAAUAUCUUUUUUAAGUAUAACAAAAAUAUUGUGUUAUUUGUGAUAAAAUUAACAAGUUUUUGAUGCAUUCUUGUUAUAUGUAUAUUAUAUAAAAUAUUAUUCUUGCCAAUAUAUUACAAUAAUCAUGAGAGAAUCAAACAUAUAAAUAUAACAUAUCAAGGUCUAGAUUUAAAUAUUCAGAAUAAAAAUAUUAAUUCUGAUAUUUUUAAAUAUUAAUAUUUGAUAUUACUUUUGAUAUAAGCACAAAAAUUAUAUAUGAUGGUAUAAAAGGUGCAAUUUCAUAUAAUGUAAAUCAAGCUAAUAAUUUUUUUAGUUUUAAUUUAUAUUUUCUAUUAUUCAUUUGUACAUUUCAUUGUUAGAUUCUUGCCUCAAUGUGAUAUUAUAAUUGUGAUUAUAUAAAAAUUAUAAAAUUACCUUGUUAAAACUAUUUCUCUAGUGGAAAAUAAAAUAUGAAGUUAAAAUUUAUUAAAAACGAUCGAAUGUUGAUGAAAUUUGCCGAAAAAUUAUUAAUUGUUAUUGACUAUAAUGAUGAUCAUGUUAUAUUGUUCCAUUUAAAUUAAUAUUUAUAAAAAAUCAUUGUUAUAAAUAAUAUGUUAGCAUAAUUAAAAAAUGCAUACUUUGUUUUUUAAACUAUAAUGUUUCAUUAUGCAAAUUAUAUAUUUUUUUAUAAAUAGGUAUAUGUGCAUUCUAUUUUUCUAUAAAUAGUAAAUACGUUUCGGAAAAUUUUGAACAAUAAUCAAAUUCA
Molecule: messenger RNA, 5435 nt
Organism: Vespa velutina
Lineage: Eukaryota; Metazoa; Arthropoda; Insecta; Hymenoptera; Vespidae
Product: FHIP family protein GI14169-like
Exons: 11
Coding region: 541-3615 (1024 amino acids)
Source: RefSeq, a predicted model, not a curated record